AUGGAAGGAAUGGGGAGGGAAGCGCAAGACAGCAGAGGCGACUCGAUAGGCAGCUGUUACACUCCUCAGUCCUUUAGAGCAGAUGGAUCUGAGGCUCCAGCAGCAGCAGCAGGAGCAAAUCUGCUGCUGUUACUGCAGCCAGAGUCGAGUCAUCCGUCGCAGAACGAGGAUCCGCUUGAGCAUGCCGACAGGCAAAUGCUUCAGCAGCAGCAACGUCAGCAGCAGCAGCAGCAGCAACAGCAGCAGCUGCAACCGACGAAACGUGAGCGUAGCUCGAAGAGUAGACCGAGGUUCAUGGCAGCAGCAGCUGCUGUUGCAUUUGCGCUGCGUUCUUUGCAAAGACGACCCCAGCCUUCCCGGGAUCAGGAGGGGCAGCAGCAGCACCAACACUGGCAGCAGCAGCAACAAAAGCAGCAACAGCAGCCCCUCCACCAGGAGCUGAUUCUGUACGAAGGGACGGCAGGGCUUGCAGUAGAAGAGGGGUCGAAUUCAGAGGCUGAUUGGAUAGCGAAGCAAAAACACGAGCAGCAGCAACAACAACAACAACCAUGCCAGCAGCAUCACCGGCAGCAGCAACAGCAACAGCAACAGCAGCAAUAUGGCUACCCAGGAUCCUUGAGAAAGAAGCCUUCAGAGGCACCAUGGACACGAUUCCUUGGCAGGUGGGGAUAUCGUCCUGGGUCUGCUGCAGCUACUGCUGUUCCUACUGCUCCUCCUCCUACUUCUGCUGCUACUGCUGCUGUCGGCAUUAUGCCCAGCACGCGAGAGGUAUAUGAGGCAGGCACGGGCGACACCUCAGGCAGCCCAAUGGGUGCUUUCGACGCUGUAAUGCCUUUCAGCAGAUUCUCGUCCUCGACGCUGUACCUGCAGCAGCAGCAGGAGCAACCCGAGGAGCAGCCACAGCAUCAUGAACAUGAUGAGCAGCAAGAAGUUGGCGAGCAGCAGCAGCAACAACAUGAGCAACAGCAACAGCAUGGGCAGCAGCAGCAUGGCCAGGAGCAUAGGCAGCAGCACGGGCAGCACGAACAACGAGAACAACAAGAUACGACAUACCAUGUCGAGCAACAGGGCAACCUCUGCAGCAUCGAGUCUUUCUUAUCUGUUGCAUCAUCAGAAGACAUGCCAACCCAGCAGCUGCCGCCGCAGCCGCAGCAGCUCGUGCUGCAGUUCUCUCGCUGCUGCAGCAGUGGCAGCGAAGCAGGAGCUCUGGUUUCUGCUGGAGAGACAUUCGAAGAGGAUCAGGCCGUGAGGGACCCUGCUGUUGCAGCAGCAAAAGCUGAGGAAUUAUCUGUGAUAUAUUGCCUUGAGCCUCCUGUCAGGCAGCAGCAUCAGCAGCAGGAAGAGUUCUCUGUUGAAGAGCCUUCCAUUGCUUGGGAAGCAAUUAACGUUGAGGGUAGCAGCAGCACAAGAGAUCGCAGCACCGGCAGCAGCGGCAGCAGCGGCAACAGUAGCAGCAGCAGCGCGAGUCGUCUUGCACCAACGAAUUUAUUUGAGUCUACCUUAAGGGCCGAAGACUCAGAGGACGAAGACAGCGCGGCAGAAAGUUCGCCGCCUACUCCUGCAGUGGCUGUUGCACAUACACAGCAAGCAGCAGCAGCUUGUGUAGUUGAGGCGGCAGCUGCAGCAGCAGACGCUGCAGCAGUGAUGUUCGAAGCAGUAGAAGGGUUGCCAGCAGCUGCAGCAGCAGGCGAUACAGAACCAACGGAGGAAGCUGUCGCAGCAGGAACAGCCGCAGGAGCAACAAAAGACCAUGCAGCUCCCUUUCAGGAGCCACCGAGGUCCGCAGCAACACCCAGAAAGAGGGGUCCACCCUACAAGAGGGCGGGUGCCGUCGAUUGGCUAAUAGCGCAGCAGCAGCACCUUCAGCAUCAGCUGGAGCAUCAGCGGCAGCACACUUGUCAGGGGGCUGUAUUGUCCCCUACAGAAGGCUGCAGGUGCAGCAGCAGUAGCAUCCCCGGCAAAUUGAGUGAAGCAGAAGUGGCGGCAUUGCUACCACCAACUGCAGCAGCAGCACGGACAGCAGCAUUCAGCAAAACAGGGACAGCUCUGGAGAGCAAAGGCGUUGUAAAGAAGGUGCAACAUAAUCACCUGCGCGUCCCUCGCCAUCUGACGCUUGCUGCUGCACAUCCGUUAUGCCCUAGGCUAAUGCAUACAAAAAUAUCAGCACAGCAGACAGAAGCUCCCCCCCCCACAGCUGCAGCACGAAGCGAGGCAACAGCAGCUUUACCGGCCUUCCCGCUGAGCCGGGGACUGCGGGUCGCAGCAAGAGGGCCAAGGGGGCUCGAACGCCCUUCUCCCGCCGGAGAUGUCUCUCUCAGGAGCUCGAAUUACGAGCGACCUCCGCUAGUACAAGCACAGCAGCAGCUGCAGCAGGACCUGCAGCAGCAACAGCAGCAAGCGACGUCACACAAAGCGCUGAGUUGUACAGAUCGGCCUCACCAGAACGACAGUCAAAGGGCGAGGACUGCGUCUGGGCGGCCGGGCAGUGCAGUGGGCCCAAGCGCAGCAGCAGCAGAGGACGCCUUCGAGGACAUCACAGAUCAAGACGAAGCAGCAAGGGCUCCAGCGGCGGGUGUGUUCAAGGGGUCGCCUCCCCUGUCAGCUAUUGCAGUGUUGCAACAGUUUGGUUUUCAACUGACACCGUGGGAACGUAGUGAAAUUCUCGAGUACCCAAUUGUUUUCUAUUGGGGAUCUUUAAGGAAAAGGCCAGCAGGCACCGAGCGCGCAUCAAUUUAUGGAGGCCCUGCCGCAGCUGCUGCAGCUGCUGAGGGUCGGGCUUUGGCAAUUGCCUUGGGUCGGUCCCCAAAUGGUAUGUCUCAGUCCGCAGCAUCAAGGGCUCUUUUGGGUGGGAGCGGUAGCGCUGCGUUUGGAGGUCUAGCUGCAAAAGGUAGCAGGAGGAGCAGCACUCUAAGCAGGAGCAACGGACAGCUCAUAAAUGCGACGAAUGACAGCGCACGCAGCUACUUCUGCGACGCAGAGGGCGACUAUGUAGUUUUUGCAAAUGACCACAUUUGUUAUCGUUUCCAGCUGCUGCAGCCGCUGGGCACGGGUUCAUUUGGGCGAGUGUUCCGCGCGUUUGAUCACAAGACAGGCGAGGAAGUAGCUUUGAAGAUCUUGAAAAAUAAAAGCAACUUUCACGCCCAAGGGCGAGAAGAAGUUGACGUUCUCCAGCAACUAUCUUCCCUGAAUAGGGAUGGGAAAGCCCAUAUCGUUCGGCUGAGAGAAAGCCACAUGUUUCGUGGGCACUUGGUACUUGCCUUCGAGUUACUCAGCCACAAUCUGUACUCGUUUCUGCAAAGCAACAAAUUCCGAGGGUUUGAACCACUUGCCGUGAGGAGUUUCGCAGUACAGCUGCUGCGCGCACUGCGGCUGCUGAAGAGAGCUCAGAUCGUUCACUGUGACCUGAAACCUGAAAACAUCGCCUUGGUGGCAGGGCGCAAGAGCAUCGUGAAGCUUAUUGAUUUCGGCAGCAGCUGCAGGGAAGGCCGCCAGCAGCACAACGCUUAUAUACAGUCGCGGUAUUACAGGGCUCCCGAGAUCCUGCUAGGCCUCCCAUACGGGCCACCCAUCGACAUGUGGUCAUUGGGCUGUGUCUUAGCGGAACUCCAUACAGGUACACCACUGUUCCCUGGGGUGGACGAGGAGGAUCAAUUGCAGACAAUUGCUUCAUUGCUGGGUUUGCCCCCGACGGAGCUGAUCUUGAGGGCUCCAAGGUCUUCAAUCUUCUUUCAAAGAAACGCACAUGGGAGCUUUUCUUUUCUCAAUGCCCGCUCUAACAAACGAACCGAUGAGACGCCCAGCUCCCGGAGGUCACCGUGCUACGCAAGUCUUGAAGACGCUGUCAAACCCGCAGAAAACGCCUUUGUAGACUUCCUUAAAGGAUGCUUGCGUUGGGAUGCGACCGACCGUUUGACUCCUCGGGAGGCUCUCCAGCACCCGUGGUUGCAGGAAUUGCGGGCGCCGCGAGAGCGCCACCAACAGUAG
This is a messenger RNA of Eimeria maxima, 3984 nucleotides long. Its product is annotated as CMGC kinase, Dyrk family, putative. The coding region runs from base 1 to 3984 and encodes 1327 amino acids. The record is from RefSeq and is a predicted model, not a curated record. Lineage: Eukaryota; Apicomplexa; Conoidasida; Eucoccidiorida; Eimeriidae. Gene Ontology annotation, biological process: peptidyl-serine phosphorylation; peptidyl-threonine phosphorylation. Gene Ontology annotation, molecular function: ATP binding; protein serine/threonine kinase activity. The transcript has 2 exons.